UUUCAGUAUACAGAUGGAAGUGAGACGUUUGGUUUUUAUGUAUCUAAUUUUCUGUAUUUUGACACAAUUAUGGGGCCGUCUUUGGUCACUAACUCUUCCGCCCCAAUUGUUUUCGGGUGUAGCACCAAUCAGUCUGGGGACUUAAUUAUGCCAGAUAAAGAAAUUGAUGGGAUUUUUGGGUUUGGUCGACAGGGUCUGUUUGUCAUAUCACAGUUGUCAUCCCGAGGGAUUACUCCCAAGGUUUUCUCCCACUGCUUGAAAGGAGAUGGCAACGGUGGCGGAUUAUUAGUUCUUGAUGAUAGAGAGCCAAAGCCACACCAAAUUUGAACAACACAGGCCUGAUAUCUCUAUUCUCUUUCACCAUCCUAAUUGAAAAACUCUAAUCUAGACACAUAGAUACAGAUAUAUACGCAUAUAUGAAGAUCAUGGGUCCUCUUCUUCAUCAUCUCCCAUCUACACGCCCAAAUUCAGAAAAAAUCAAACGACCCAUUU
Molecule: messenger RNA, 492 nt
Organism: Camellia sinensis
Lineage: Eukaryota; Viridiplantae; Streptophyta; Magnoliopsida; Ericales; Theaceae
Source: RefSeq, a predicted model, not a curated record